Messenger RNA from Camelus dromedarius (Arabian camel), 3061 nucleotides. RefSeq names its product sperm head and tail associated protein-like. The record is from RefSeq and is a predicted model, not a curated record. NCBI's taxonomy places the organism in Eukaryota, Metazoa, Chordata, Mammalia, Artiodactyla, Camelidae. The transcript has a single exon. Bases 1 to 2469 code for a protein of 822 amino acids.
AUGGGCUCUCCUCACUUAUCCAGAGACCCUUUCUUUGGCCUCACCUGUAGCCCUGGAAUUUCUAGCACAAUCGACCAGCCCCCUUCCCUACCCCGUCCGAUUCUGUCCCCGCCCCCACCGCCCCCCUCCCCACUCCCACAGCCUCCCCUGCGCCCAGGAAGAUGUUCUUUUGAACCCUGUUCUCCACACGUAGGAAGGCCUUGUUGCCCAGAGCCUAUCCCCUCGGGUCUGUCCCCUGCUAGCCCUUGUGUUGACCGGUUUCAGCUUGUAGGGUCACCUCCCUGUGCCCGUGUGCGGGGCCCUUACUGCAGCUGGAUCAGUCCCCCGAGAACACCACGUCCCUGUCCCCGAGGCCCUUUCAUUGACCAGCACACACUCUGUUACUGUGGUGGAUACCCUUCAGCCCUGGUAACCAGCCCGGUGACCUCCCCUCCCCUCACUUACGUGCCUUUGGAAGCUGGCCCCAUGAUUUCACCUACCAUCACUCCUGGGGCCCAGGGAACUUGUCCCAUGAUUUCACCUCCUCUUACUCAUAGACCCCUGGGAACUGGCCUCAUAAUUUCACCUCCCCUUGGUCACCAGCCCAUGGAAACUAGACCUAUAAUUUCCCCACCCCUUUCUCAUAGGGUUUUGGAAACUGGACCCAUGACCUCCACUCUGCUCUCUUCCUGGUCCUCAGGGAGAAGUUAUAAUGACCCUCCUCUUUCCCCAGCAUCUUCCCCACCCACUGGCAGGUUUUACCCUAGCCACCUUAAGCGUCCAGACUCUUAUGAUCCUAAACCACCACUUGACCCACCUCUUGGGAAAAAUAGUUUUGGCCCCUCACUUUCUUCUCAGGCAGGCACAUCUGCCUGUCCCAGGUCACCUCAGGAAGGCUCUUACCACUAUUCCCAUCUUCCCCCAGAGGCCCACAUUCCUGCCCCUGGGAACCCUUAUUGUUCCUUUCACCUACCCCCUGGGAGUACUGGCUCUUCUUCCUUACCCCAGUCCCAGGUUCCCAGGAAGCCUUGCUUUGAGUCUGUUUUCUCCUGGGAGACUGGUGGGAGCUCUUACCUCUGCAUAACUCCAGGCACCUCGAUUUCUGAUCCCCUCGGUCCCCAGGAACCACCUCACUCCUUGUCCUCCCACUGUCCUUGUUCUGCCUUCUUCCCUUCACCUCCAGGCAACCAGUUUAUAUCUCCACCCCAGUCACACCCCUGCAGAAGCUAUAAGGAACCCCCUCUCCCUACCCCAGUUUGCCCCCAAGCAAAGUCCCCUAAAUCUUCAGAGUCAAAACAGCCAUGUGCUCCCCACAGAUGUCACUCCCUGGUCACCCAGCACACUCCUGACCAGCCCAGGUUUCCUAAGUCCAGCACCUCUCCUCCACCUCCCUCCCACCCUUCUGGUCUCUCUGGUCCUUCUUGUAUGGUGACAUCCAUCACAACUUGCUCAAAUUCCUGCCCCAAAGAACUUCCCCAAGAGACUACCCUACCUGUUGUGGCCCCUAGAACCUUAAAAACUGUCAUCCCCACUUCCCUUCCCCUCCGCCUUCCUUGUGAUCCUGUCUUGCCCAAUAGUUAUGCUCAGACCAGCCCCCGAGGACCCACCAUAGGACCCCCCUGCAGUACCCAUAUAUAUUCUGUGGUUCCCCCCACUCCUGAUCCCUGCUUACUCUCUGGUUCCCUCAGUCAGUCCACAGGUCCCCUUCAGAGUCGUAACCAGCCCCUGGGGCUCCCCUGCGGCACUUAUAGCACUCCCAGGGGCCCACCCCAACCUCAUCGCCAGCCUGUCGCGCCUCCUUGUUCUACCCACAUCUAUUCUUUUAUCCCUUUGAGAACACCCUUUGACCCCCAAAAUUUACCCAUUGCCCCCCGAGCCCGGGGCCACCUUGAUAAUACGCCUUGUGGCCUCCACAUCUACUCUGUGGCUUCUCGAGACUCCCGCAAGGAGUCCCAGCAGAUCCCCUACAGCUGUCCUUUGUCUUCAUCCAAGAGUUCCAGCUGUAGCACUAAUGCCAGCUAUAGUUCAACUGUUAUGAUUAGUGAAUGCCAGAGUAGUGACAGCCAGAGCAAGAACACCCAGCAAAGCAGAAGUUGGAGCCAGAGUGAGAGUUCCCAUGGCCCUUGCACAAGCUGGAGUCAAAGCAAUAAUUUCCAUCUUAGCAGAACUUGGAGCGGGAGCAGUAGUCUCCAUCAAAACAUGAAUCAGGAUCAGAGUGAGAGUCCUCAACUUAGUGAAAAUCAGGGCCAGAGUGAAAAUACCCAGCACAGCACAAGUCAGGGUCCAAUCAAGAGUGCCCUCCGUAACAAAAGUCGGAGCCCAAGCAAGAGUCCCCGCCACAACAAAAAGCGGGACCACAGUAAGAGUCCCCACCAUAGCAGAAGCCGGAGCAAGAGUCCGCGCCAUGGCAGAAGUCGGAGCCAGAGCAAGAGUCCCCACCAUAGCAAACGUCGCGGUCAGAGCAAGAGUCCACGCCAUAACAAGAAAUGAAGGCAGAACAAGAGUUCUGUCCAAACCAAAAAUCCAGGCCAGAGCAAAAUUCAUGACAGUAACUGGGCUGCCAGCCAUAGCAAGCUUUCCAGCUGUGGCAGCCAGGACCAACUUGUUGACGCCUCAGCUGAGGUCUUUCUAUUUCUUUUAAUCUACUUCUGUUCUCUUUAAGCCUGACUCAUAUCCUUAUCUGCUACCCCCAUAGCAGUCAUCCUAGAAGUCCCCACUUUGGUUUACACCUCAAGGUUUCUGUGCGCUCUCCUCAUCCCACCUUCCUGGGAUCUGGGAACUUUCCCAAAAUGACCCGCAGCCCUGUGAUUCUGAGCAUUGUGCUGUCAGUCACUACAUGACCUUAGGUAAGUUACCCUCAUCUCUCCAUCAAGUGUAGAUGGUUGAUAUUUUUUGUAUCCUACUGAGCAAUCUGUUGUGGUGCUCACCUAAGCUAGGUGACAAGAAAAUGCCUUACAAAAUGGAAGGACUGUUCAGAAAGAAAGAGUCUCCUGUUUCUAAGCUCCACAGUUUCUUCCAGCCUUCUGUAGACCCUCCGCAAGAGUCCUCUCCAAGGCCUCAGGGAGUGCACUCUUUAUUGGUG